AUUCAGUGUGUACCCUCUUCCUUGCUCUCUUCUCCUUCCAUAAAUAAUAAUUGUAGAUCUUUCCACAUUACUGAAGCAGAAGCAGCAAAAGGUACAUAGGUCAAAAAUGGCGGACGGAAGAGGUGGCGAUUGCAAUAGUGAUAUAGCAGUUAGGCCGAUUCGGAAAGUGCUUCUCAUUUCCGCUGGAGCUAGUCACUCCGUUGCUCUUCUCUCUGGAAAUGUUGUUUGCUCAUGGGGAAGAGGAGAGGAUGGACAGCUUGGCCUUGGGGAUGCUGAAGAUCGAUUUUCUCCAACUCAGGUGAGUGCAUUGGAUGGGCAGGAAAUAGUAUCUCUCACUUGUGGAGCUGAUCAUACAACUGCUUACUCGGAGGCCUUAAAGCAAGUCUAUAGCUGGGGAUGGGGUGAUUUUGGGAGAUUGGGUCAUGGAAACUCCAGUGAUUUGUUCACUCCUCAACCAAUUAAAGCACUUCAUGGUAUACGCAUUAAGCAGAUUGCAUGUGGAGAUAGCCAUUGUCUUGCUGUUACCAUGGAAGGGGAAGUGCAGAGUUGGGGGCGAAAUCAAAAUGGCCAACUAGGCCUUGGCACCACAGAGGACUCUCUUGUGCCUCGAAAAAUUGAAGCUUUCAAGGGAAUACCUGUAAAGAUGGUUGCUGCUGGUGCGGAACAUACAGCUGCUGUUACAGAAGAUGGUGAACUUUAUGGUUGGGGUUGGGGUCGAUAUGGUAAUCUGGGGUUAGGUGACCGAAAUGAUCGCUUGGUUCCAGAAAAAGUUUCAGCCAAUGUGGGAGAAAAGAUGUUCAUUGUUGCAUGCGGUUGGCGUCAUACUAUCUGUGUCUCCUCUUCUGGUGCUUUAUAUACAUAUGGCUGGAGCAAAUAUGGUCAACUAGGACAUGGCGAUUUUGAGGAUCACCUCUUUCCUCACAAGGUUCAAGCUUUGCAUGAAAGUUUUACUUCUCAGAUAUCAGGUGGUUGGAGACAUACCAUGGCACUUACUUCUGAUGGAAAACUUUAUGGUUGGGGUUGGAACAAGUUCGGACAAGUUGGUGUUGAUGACAAUUGUGAUCACUGUUCACCUGUUCAAGUAAAAUUUCCACAUGACCAGAAAGUAAUUCUGAUUUCAUGCGGUUGGAGGCACACACUGGCUGUUACAGAAAGGCAGAAUGUCUUUUCCUGGGGAAGAGGUACAAAUGGUCAGCUAGGUCAUGGGGAGUCUGUUGAUAGGUAUGUCCCAAGGAUUAUAGAAGUGUUAAGUGUUGAUGGAUCAAGUGGACAACAAAUCGGAUCUUCAACAUUUGACCCAUCAACAGCUGAAAAAUCUUGGGUUUCACCUACGGAGAGAUAUGCUGUUGUUCCAGAUGAAAACGUGCCAAGACAAACAGUUAUUCCAGAAAGAGGGACUGGAAACGAUGUAAAUGUGCCGGAAAAUGAUGUGAAAAGGAUCCGAUUAUGAGAUUACUAGCAGUCUGGUGGACGUUUUGGACUGAUAUCUUCUAUUAAAACAGUAGUUGAUACCUCUUAUCUAAAGUUGCAAAUCUUGUAUUUUAUUUUUGGGUGUCCUAACACUUAUCAUAAUCAUGGCUUAGCUUCACGUUGUUGUCGCGAAAGGACUGAUUUUGUUUCACUAAAGUUAGAAGGAGAAUGACUAUUUAGACGUAUCUCCAAUUGUAACUGAUUGUUUUAGAACAAUUAAAAAUUCAAAGUGCUUACAUGAAGUCGCAGUUUUAAUCA
Messenger RNA from Solanum stenotomum, 1728 nucleotides. Its product is annotated as ultraviolet-B receptor UVR8. The record is from RefSeq and is a predicted model, not a curated record. The coding region runs from base 107 to 1450 and encodes 447 amino acids. The transcript is spliced from 12 exons. NCBI's taxonomy places the organism in Eukaryota, Viridiplantae, Streptophyta, Magnoliopsida, Solanales, Solanaceae.